Messenger RNA from Dictyostelium discoideum AX4, 813 nucleotides. It is a transcript of the gene fsjA, whose product is annotated as rRNA methyltransferase. The record is from RefSeq and is a predicted model, not a curated record. NCBI's taxonomy places the organism in Eukaryota, Evosea, Eumycetozoa, Dictyosteliales, Dictyosteliaceae. The transcript has 2 exons. Gene Ontology annotation, molecular function: methyltransferase activity; tRNA methyltransferase activity; S-adenosylmethionine-dependent methyltransferase activity. Bases 1 to 813 code for a protein of 270 amino acids. Gene Ontology annotation, cellular component: cytoplasm. Gene Ontology annotation, biological process: tRNA methylation; tRNA processing; tRNA nucleoside ribose methylation.
AUGGGUAAAUCAUCAAAAGAUAAAAGAGAUAUUUAUUAUAGAAAAGCUAAAGAAGAAGGAUGGAGAGCAAGAUCAGCAUUUAAAUUAAUUCAAAUUGAUGAGGAAUAUCAAAUUUUUGAAGGUGUUAAACGUGUUGUAGAUUUAUGUGCAGCACCUGGUAGUUGGAGUCAAGUAUUAAGUAGAAGGAUUUAUGGUGAUGGUAAAGAUCCAGAUGUUAAAAUCGUUGCUGUAGAUCUUCAAGAGAUGGCACCAUUAAAAGGUGUCGUUCAAAUUAAAGGUGAUAUUACAAAAUAUGAAACUUCAAAACAAAUCAUUUCACAUUUUGAUGGUUCAUUAGCUGAUUUAAUCAUUUCAGAUGGUGCUCCUGAUGUGACUGGUUUACAUGAUAUCGAUUUUUAUGGACAAUCACAAUUAAUUUUAUCAGCAUUAAAUAUUACAACACAUACAUUAAAGAUUGGUGGAACAUUUGUUGCAAAAAUGUUUAAAGGUGAUGAUAUGAGUUUAAUGUAUUCACAAAUGAAAUUAUUUUUUGAACAUGUUUCAUUUGUUAAACCAAGUAGUAGUAGAGAAUCAAGUCUUGAAAAUUUUAUAUUAUGUAGAAAUUAUCAACCACCUUUAAAUUAUAAUCCAAAAAUUAUUGAUCCAGCUUUAGAAAAUCAUAAUAAAAUUUUAAAUAAUAAUAAUAAUAAUAGUAAUAAUAAUAAUAAUUGUAAUAUAGAUAAUGAAAAUGAUAAUGAAUUUUUAAAAACAGAUAGUUUAAUUGUACCAUUCAUUGCGUGUGGUGAUUUAAAUUUAGGGUAUCAUUUAGUAUAA